Molecule: messenger RNA, 1219 nt
Organism: Dinoponera quadriceps
Lineage: Eukaryota; Metazoa; Arthropoda; Insecta; Hymenoptera; Formicidae
Gene: Gbeta76C
Product: guanine nucleotide-binding protein subunit beta-2
Exons: 6
Coding region: 25-1065 (346 amino acids)
Biological process (GO): G protein-coupled receptor signaling pathway
Cellular component (GO): heterotrimeric G-protein complex; cytoplasm
Molecular function (GO): signaling receptor complex adaptor activity; protein binding
Source: RefSeq, a predicted model, not a curated record
UGCUGCACCUAAAACGUGCAAAAAAUGGGCAAAGACGACGCCGAGACUGCGAGCUUGAAGAAGGAACUGGAGAAUCUCAUAGACAAGUGCAAGGAAGAGCAAAAGAAGCAGCAGGACACGACGUUGGAGGAGGUCUGCAGCGGAGUAUCGGAUGCUGCGAAAGUGAAAUUGUCCACGAAAAAGCUGCUGAAGGGGCACAUCAACAAAGUUAAUUCGGUGCACUUCAGCGGUGACAGUAGACAUUGCGUAACCGGAUCGCUGGACGGGAAGUUAAUUAUUUGGGACUCGUGGACCGGCAACAAGGUGCAGGUCAUCCCGUUGCGUUCGGCAUGGGUGAUGUCUGUGGCUUUCGCGCCGUCCGGCAAUUUCGUCGCGUGCGGCGGUAUGGACAAUAUGUGUACCGUCUACGAUGUCAACAACCGCGACGCCACGGGAUCGGCGAAAAUCGUGAGGGAGCUGUUGGGUUACGAGGGAUUCCUGUCGUCCUGCAGGUUCCUCGAGGACAAGAGGAUCAUCACCGGAUCUGGAGACAUGAAGAUUUGCAUAUGGGAUCUCGAGGCCAACAAGAAAACGACGGACUUCGAGGCGCACGCGGGCGACGUGGUGAGCAUCAGCUUGUCCCCCGACGGCAACACUUACGUCACCGGCUCGGUCGACAAGACCUGCAAACUGUGGGACGUGCGGGAAGAGAAAGCGAAACAGACGUUCUUCGGUCACGACGCUGAUGUAAACUCCGUCUGUUAUCACCCCUCCGGGCAAGGUUGCGUAACAGCGUCCGAGGACAAGACCGCGAGACUGUGGGACUUCAGAUCCGACCAGCAAUUAGCCACCUUUAAACCGCCCAACUCGAAUCCCGGCUUUACAUCGUGCGGCCUGUCUCUGAGCGGCAGAUUCAUCUUCUGCGGCAGCGACGACAAUUCUAUUCACAUAUGGGACACGUUGAAGAAUCAACACAACGGUGUCAUGUCGGGCCACGAGAACAGAGUGACGUCGCUCAGCGUCUCUGGUAACGGGAUGGCAGUGGCCAGUUGCUCCUGGGAUCAGUACGUUCGAAUUUGGGUCUAAACACGAUUUAUGACGUAACAGGCGAACGUCUGGCAGCGAUCCGUGAGAAGGACAUUGGAGAAAAUGUGUUACUGCAAAUAUAUCGAUGUUAAAAAUGCCGAUUAAUUUCUCCCGCACGAAACCCGCAACGAGAUCCUUGCUGACCGACGCAGGC